AGGCGAGCGUGAACUUGUUUAAUAUCUGGCAAUGAAGUAGACAAUGACAAAAAUCAACAAAUGAACAAAUGUUGAAUUCCAAGACUAAAAUGUCCUGUUUCACCAUGCGCACUAUCGGGCGUGCAACUCGAUCACCCCGGGUGCUUAAAAAUGUUUUCACCUUCGCUGCUGGUGUCCUUUUGGUUUUGGUCACAAUCACCCCACUGACCUCCUCGAUCACACCGCCGCAUUCUGUACUCCCGGGACAACACAGCACCUCCCACGACCCGCAGUUAAACCAGGACAAGCACCAGGAGCAGCUUGGCUUCACGCAGGACCAAACAGACGAAAACGCCGUGGUGGACGCGGGUGGUGGACGAAACAGAAAUAGCGGUGGUGUUCCAAUCAUCCCGCUGGAUAGUACUACCAGGACGACGCACACGCAUCAAGCCGCAGGCGCCAGAACUACGACCGAACAACACGUACACCAGCACAGCAAGUGUUUGAGCGAUCCCACGAGCGCGAACUGCUUCGUGAAACAAACUGAGUUCGCAGAUGAGGAGGAAAGUUCCAGCUCCUUUUUAGCGGAUGGCGCGUCGAAUGCCAUUCCAGAAAAUAAUAAACCAGGGGCUGAACAACAAGAUAUUAUUGCCCCUGAUCCGAAGGGAAAGCCUUCCGCCAAAGCUGGACCAGAUGGCACGUUGUUCUUACGGGGAACAAGUAAGCAGCAGCGCAGCAGUCCUAACCACCGGCCGGCAAACUUCAACUGGCCGCAGGGCGACAGUGGACCACGCGCGGCCCCGAAUAAACACACACCCUCCACUGCCAAAGCGAAAGCGGGCGGCGCGUACUACAACAAUAUGGUCGUACAAAAGUCGGAGAUGAAAGAGGAAAGGAUCAUUAUCCCGACUCGGAUUAUCGGCGUGAACGAAAACGGCCGGUUUUCCAGUGAUGAUCUCCGCGAAGACGAGAACGAUGAUGACGAUGCGGAUAAUUUAUCUCACCACGACAGCGCCACUCCAAACGAUGAUGCGACGAAAAUGAAGGAGCAGGAGAAAUUGGAACACAAACAGCAGGAACUGAUGCGGAAGUGGGGGAAGUACCAGGUCACCACACUCGAGGACUGGCGCAACCGAACCGAGACCGACCCCUUCGCGUUCUGCGGGGUGUUUUUCCGCGUGAACGUGUCCUUUUCGGAGAUCCAGCGCGGGACGGACAUCUGCCCCGAGGCCUGCCCCUACCUACAGCAGGACGGGAUCUACCCCUGCUUGCUCAGCUGCGUGACCAGAAAAUGGUGCCGCUACGAAAUGUACCAGGAUAUCUACAACUACAAUUUGUCGUCGGCGGCGGAAGCGGAUGUGCUCGGCGAGCAUAAGAAUGUAGAUAAAAAGGGUCCACCGAGCACUAGUACUAGCACGAGCAGUAGGGCGGCGCCAACUACUUCUACUUCUUUUUCUUCUUUCGUACAAGAGAACAUUUUGCGGAGUUCAUCCUGGACUGGUAUUGGAAAAAUCACCGGGGGUGUUUGGAACAGGUUGUUCGGCCGCCAUGUUGAAGUUGAUGUAGAAGUUUCCCUUUCGAGUUCCGGUUCUCUACUCCAAACGGCGGAGUCGGAAGAUCAUUCCGCCGGCGCGAUGACAAGAAAACGCUCUGCCGCACCGGAUGAUGACUUCGAUCCCGACGCAGAUGACGAUGACAAUCCUCUUGGUGAUAUGGGGGGCGGGGAACAACGUGGAACAGCAGCAGCUGCACCCAGCGGAAGCACUGAGGAGAACGAUCAGCUUCAACCUCCUGAGUCGCUUCCAGGACCUCGUACUUCCUCGUUGUCCGACCACGCACCGGCGGGGGCAGCGGAACACCCCUGGAACAAAUUGAUGGCAAACGCGGACGAGGCGCACGAGAAUUUGCUGGGGCACGAGAUCAACAACAGGAUGGGCACGACGAGCACACGUCGGAGUCAGCGAAAGAACCGGGACGACGAUUUUUCCGAUCAUCAGGAGGAGCAGCUGCAGCAAGAGGAACGGGCUAAAACUCCAGCACUCAGUGGAAAAAAUCUCACGGAAGGUGGAACCGCAGCACAGAAAAAUCUCCCUGAUGAAGCAAUAACAACCACUACAGGUGGAGGAACGCCUCACAAAGAUAAUGGCACCAAGAAAAAGCCGAAAGAGGAAGUACGGGUACCGCGGCAAGGUAACAAGCAAGAAACCACCACCUCCAAGAAGACCCACUGGGCCGGGCCGCCGUCCAACCUGUUCGCGCGGCACCCGAACAGGCGCGCGUACAACUCGACGGAGCUGAAGUGCGACUCGUGCGAGGUGAAGGGGUGCGUGAAGUGCCAGAAAGAUCGGCACAGUUGCGAGGAAUGUUCCGAAGAUUUUCAGUUGAACUGGGGCGUCUGCUGGUACGCGUGGCACAAAAAUAUCGAGUACACGAUUUUCUUCUCGGGGUUGUUGGUCCUGGCGAUUGCGACCUUGAUUUUUUCCUACUGUCGCAAGCCCACGAACGAAAACUACGACAGACACUAUGCGCUCGCUCUGCAGCAUCGGGGCCGGUGCUUCCACCGGCCGCAGGGGUAUCCCAACGAGUACUACAGCUACUGCGGCACGGCCGUGCGGACGGAGGAGAUUGCGGGCGUGGGGUUCAACUUGUACUUCACCAACCUGGUCUGGCUUCUCCUGUACGCUGUAGGCGCCGCCCUGAUGCUGUACUUGUUUUUCGGCAGUGCGGACUUCUCGACCAUGUUCUCCCUGGGGAACAUGCUGGAGCUCUCGCUGUCGCCGCAGCGAAUGAAGGAUAUGUGCACGGUGCUGCCGGGCAGUCCGGAGUUCGCCGCUGCAGUAGGAGCGACGGGACGACCGGGAUCUGCGCCCCCCAUCGUCGCGCAAACGCUCGCGCCCGGAGGCAAUCCUCUACUGUUCUUUCCCACCUCCAGCACAUUGCCGCCCAGCUACCAAAAUAGUAAAGAGUCCCAUGAGCAGCAGCAGCAGACAGCCGCCCAACAUGGUGGAGCUCCCCCUGGUGUAGACGGCACCGCUGAAAACAAACCUCCCUCGAAGACGAGUUCAGAAAUUGUUUCCUCCGUUCUUCAGAAGUUCGCCGAACUGGUGUCUGUCCGUGUGAACGACGAAGUAGACGACAGCCUGGUCCCGGAGUUCUUCAAAGACACACUGCAGAUGAUCCACACCCACAAUUUCAGAGCGUGGCUCGGCGUUUGCAUCCUGUUUGUCUACACACUAGUCGCGAUUUUGCUGCUGGAAGUGUACCAGCGGGGCAAGGCCAUGAAGCACCAAGAGUCUCCGGAAAAUGUGACCAUGGACCGCUUCGCGAUCCGAAUGACCGUAUGCAUGGCAAAUAUGUCUGGGUCUGGAACAAUGCAGUUUGUGAUGCUACCUCUGGACUCUACAUAAAAAUCUGUAUUGCGCGAACAGCAAAAGAAGCGCAGUUUGUGCUACGCGGAGAGGGCAUUUCUCAUGCGGCAUGAGCAUCAGAAAGCCCCCGCAGAAUCUCUGAUGCUAGGGCAUUCAUCACAGACCUCACGGGUCACGCAAAAUCUGCAUGACAAACUCCUGCAUUCUCCCAGACCCAGACAUGUUUGCAUUUGAUAGACCGGAUUUACGCCGGAAAUCACGGACCCGAGUGAGAUCCAGAAGUGGCUGUAUGACCUGCUCAGAUGUUACAAUCUCAAACGUUGCAAUAGAAUCUGGAAUUUUCCUCGCAUGACGAACAUGACAGACUCGCAGAGCGUUCCACUUUCUGCAAUACAAAUUUCGGCAGAUGAUUCUAGCGCGGUUUGGGACUCGAGAACUUGUCAUGCGCAAUCCUGUGGGAGUAGGCUAGAUCAUGCACUCUUGCAUGACAGAUUUCCAUAUUCUAUUGUAAAACGUUUGAGAUAGUAACGUUUGAGCGGUUCAUAGGCUGCAAGAGGAUAUUUUGGAGUUUGAAGACCACUACGAGCACUUCCGCCACGAAGAAGCAGACAAUCUCAUGAACAGCCGAGCCACGGUGGCGAGCGCGCUGUCGACCGCUUCGAAGCAAAGCAAGGAUCCCCACAACGACCACCGGACCAAAAUUCUGUACUGUUCUAUCGCGUACGAUUUUUUCGCGGCCGAUUCACACGUCUUGUACGGGUCGGAUUACACCAAGACGCUGCUGGACCGCUUUGUGCUGAUCAAAGACAGCGAAUACGGCAGCUUCCCGCUGUCCGAGGCCUACGGGAAAAAGGGAAAGCCGCCGCGGUUCGAUCAGAACGGGGACUACAUCCCGGACGAAGACAGCGCCGACGACACGCCCUGGUGGCAACCGACCGGCAUGUACUCGCGCAUUACCGCACCUCUAUUGCGCCGGGACAGCAAACAUAAAACGCAACUGAACCGGGGACAACGGAGAAGAGGACCGGAGGGCGAAGGAACUCAUGGCUCGCCUCCCCAUCUUCACCCGGACAUGGUGAUCGAUAGAAAAGACCAAACGCGAGCGAGUACUAUCGACGACGAGAGGCAGACCCAGACCACCGGUGCUGCCAGGAUGAACAACAGUAGUUUGGGGACUUUCGCGAGUGAGGCCAGCUACGGAUCGAUCACCGCGAAAAUUGAGAUAAACGACCGACAGGGAAUAUCCUGGGUAAAAAAGUCUCGACACCAGAGUCAAGAUGGGAAGUCUGCUAGACAAAUCAGCCAGCUUUGGCUGUUUCGCAUGACAAGUUUAUUCUCCUCGUAGUGUGAUCCUGUUUAGGUAGUUCAGAAGCAUCACAGACCUAGCGCAUCAUGCUGAUUCUAGCAUCGCAAAUUUCACGACACGACUAGAAACGCUUCCCAUGGGGCUUCGCAUGAGAAACAUUUGAGCAUGCAGAUUUGCAUGACAGCUCUGGGGUGGGGACGUUUUUGCUCAGGAUAGGGAACGACCGCAGCCAGUGGUAAGCGCAGACCGCUACGAGGAACAAACUUGUUUACCAGUACGUACUAUCAAGUGCAAAUAUGUCUGGGUCUGGAAGAUCUGUCAUGCUACUCCGGCAUGACCCUGCACUCUGUAUUGCGUGGCCACAAACAGCUUCUCUCGCCUUUCAUGCAAAGCCGCAGUUUCUCAUGCGAAAUACGCAGCACAGAAGCGCGAAAAAACUUGUCGUGCUUGGCUGCGCAUUACAGUCCACUUAUUGUUCACUGACUUGCAUGACAAGUUUCGGUUUCCAGACCCAGACAUAUUUGCAAUGCAUACGUACGAGACGGAGGACUCCGAGGUUCCGCCCGAGCAACUGAUUUAUCUCUUCGCCGAUGAGAACGAACGCCACAACCCGCGCCACCCCGAGGUCUUCCAGGCGCGCGAGUUUGUGAAAAAGCUGGAAAAUUCGGGCACGGUGUUCGUGGUUUGCCACAGUGAAAAGGACCGGUGGAAACUGGUGCAGGCCAUGAUGCGGCACAGCCUGAAAUCUUCGACGGAGAAGGGCAAGAAAGCUUCAGGAGAACAAGUAGAAACCGGCGGGGGCCAUCCUUCUGGCCAGAUGAUCCCGCUCCGCUGGAACCGCUACGUCGGCGGCAAACUCGUGCAAAAGCUAAAAAUCCGGGCCCAUCCUGGGACGAACGCGGACUUGCCGCCGGUUGUGGGCUGGUUUGCCUACGGCGCCACGUGGAGAGGGUUCAUGGAGUCGUUCUUCGUCUGGGUUUAUGCAUUGCAAAUGAAAUAUGUCUGGGUCGGGAUCUGGAAGGAUGCAAGGUUUGUCAUGCCUGUCUGGCAUGAUUGAAGAGUUUGUAAUGCGUGUCUAAGAAGAGAGCCUUUUGCUUGUCAUGCAAGAAACGCAGUCUGUCAUGCGGAAAGCGCAACACGAAGCUGCGCAAAUAUUUCUCAUGCUUGGCUGUGCAUUACAGAGCACUCACUAUUCACAGCUGAGCAUUACAAGUUUCCAGACCCAGACAUAAGUACUUAUUUGCAUUCGAUACCGUUGCGAUUUUAACGGCGUCGAUUCUCGUGUACGUGUAUGGCGUAUUCAUGCCCUACAUCCACUACGUCACCGGGUACAUCAAGGUAAGUACUAUGAGCUCUUUGACAAUACCAAAAAUACAGAGCAUUUAUUUCGUUUGCUUGAGAAGAGCUGAUACUGAAGGCAGCAGUUCUGCUUCUGCUCCUGCUGCUGGAGUGUACUGAAAGGUUGUUUUCUGUUGACCCAAGGAUGAAUACACAGUGUACAAUUGAGAGUCACAUCGUGCCAGAAAAAUCUUUGAAGAUUUGAAUUGACAAAAAUUGCAAAAAAUCCUCAGGGCAUCGGCGCGGAGCCGGGCAUUUUUGAGGCGGGUAUUUCCCUGCAGACGCUGUCCACCUUCCCGGGGUACAUCAUGUCGGUGGCUUACUAUGCAUUGCAAAUAUGUUGUCUGGGUCUGGAAAGAUGUAACUUGUCAUGCUGCAUUUGCAUACUACAAAAAUUUGUAUUCCAUGGACAGCAAAACAAGGGUCCAGCUUUUGCCACGGCGAGAGGGCAUUUCUCAUGCGGUAUAGGCAUCAGGAAGCCCUCGCAAAAUCUGUGAUGCUAGGGCGUGCAUCACUGACAUCACGAGUCAUGCAAAAUGUGCCUGACAAACCUUGCAUCCUUCGAGACCCAGACACAUUUACACUCGAUACUUACGGGGGCAUGUUGAUCCUGGUCCAGGCCAUGUCCACGAUUAUUUCCCGCAUGAUGCGGUUCACGCGAGAAGGGAAACGGAUCGAGUUCGAGAUUUUUUUCAACGUUUUUGCGCUGGUUUUCACGGUGUUGCUCCAGUACUACUUUACGCUACCCGUUUCCGUUGUCGGCACGGAACUGACACCCACACCCUUAUCAAGUACAAAUAUGUCUGGGUCUGGAAAUUUGUGAUGCUAAAUUGCGCACGAUGAAAACACUUCCUCAUGCAGGAAAGCAUGACAAGUCUGCACAGCGCUUUGUCAUACGAACUCCGCAUCAGAAAUUGCGUUUUUGUAUAACCACGCGCGAGGCUGCCACUUUUGUUGGUCAUGCAACACAGAUUUCACAGGAAUGCAAGACCAGCAUUACAAGUUCCAACUUUCCAGACCCAGACAUAUUUGCAUUUGAUAACCCUGGCUGGUCGACCACAUGGCCCCGUUGAGCUUUCUGCACGAGUGGUGGCAGAUAUGAGAGUGCACAGCUCCCCCUCCCCCUCAUUUGUAUGGCAUGAGCAGCAAUACAAACGCUAGCGCGCAUGAAGUCUAUGCAUGACAAAUCUACUUAUGGUUCUAAUGUAGUGCUGUUUGCUGGGCUUCCGGACUUUGUCAUGCAAACAGUGCCAGCACAAGGCAGCGACUGGAUUCGGCAACUUGCAUGACAAAUGAGGGGGGGUGGAAUUAUGCACUGUCAUAGCAGAGUUACGACAUGGAAAUGGUCCGGUUGAUCUACGAAAUCACCUUCUCCCAGUUCGUGGUUCUCGCCGUGAUUCCUGUCGGCUCCUACGACUGCGUUUUCUACCUCGGCUAUCCUGAGUAAAAACGUACCCACACCAGAGUCAGGAUGGGGAUUUUGCAACACAAACCUAGGAGUUUUGUGAGUCACGCAUGACAAGUUGCGUUCUGCAGUGUAGUGCAGGUUAGCAAGUGCAGCCGCAUCACAGAUUCAUCUGCUCAUCCUGUUCACAGCAUCACAAAUUCCAAAACACGACUGGAGAUGGCUCUCAUAGGGAUGCGCAUUACAAGUCUUCCUGUCUUUGCAAAUCUGCAUUACAACUCUGGUGUGGGGACGUUUUUACUCAGGAUAUCGGCAGGUUCGUGACCCGCCUGUUCAGCACGAAAACCUGGUCGGUCCGCGACGUGGAGGCGUUCUUCGACUAUGACCGUGCACAACUCCCCCUCCCGCUCAUUUGGCAUGCAGAAGCCCAAAGCCAGUCGCUUCCUUGUGGCACUGUUUGCAUGACAAAUUUUGGAAGCCCGAACAGUACUGCACUAGACACACAAAUUUGUCAUUCAUAGACUCCACGCGUGGUGGUAUUUGUAUUGCUGUUCAUGCUAUACAAAUGAGGAGGAGGGGGAGUAAUGCACUGUUAUAUCGAGCCGACCGAGUGCAGCAUCCCGCAGGACUACGCACAGAACACGUUCUUCCUCGUUUGUGUCUUUCUCCAGCUGUUUAUGGCGGGCGCGAACUCGUACACGGUACUGAUCUUUAUCGCGAUGUAUGCUUUGUGGGAGCUCGUUUCCCAGCGCUACUGCUAUCUGCGGAUGGCGAUGCCCUUGCCCAUCGCUUCCUCCAGUGUGGACUCCGCGGCGCAGUUUAAUCUCGGCGUCUGGGUGUCCAUCAUCUUAGGCGCAGUGCUCGGGCGGUGGGCCCAGAAGCUGCGGCGGAACGGCCGGUCCCGGUUGUAUCCUGUGCAAAAGUAUCGUACUCGUAGCAAUCGCAGUCAUGCAUUACGAAUUUCUCUCUCAAGUCAAAUCCGCAUUACAAAUCGCAUUUCUCACCACGCCGAGGAAACUUGUCAUGCGAUUACUUAUACAUUAUAUUAAUGCGAAAAAAGAGGUAGACAGAGGGUCCCAGAGAGGUGGCCGAGAGGUAAAAAAGAGGUCGACAGAGGUAGAAAAGAGGUCGACAGAGGUGGAGAGGUGGCGCGGGACCCCGUUCGAGAGGGUCCGCGAGAGGGCGCGCGAAUAAGGCCCGCAGUAAGGGCCCACCCUUAGGCGCCGCCUAAGUGGCACAGAGGGUGCAGAGAGGUCAAAAAGAGGGGGCGCGAGAGGUCGACAGAGGUGGCGAGAGGUGGCGCGAAUAGGGGGCGACCUCUCGCGGACCCUCUUGGCCACCUCUCGGCCACCUCUGUCGACCUCUACCCGCGAGUAUAGCCGGACUAUUAGCGGGGACCCCCAAAAGAGGUCAAAAAGAGGGUCUGCGAGAGGUCUGCGAGAGGGUAAAACACAAAGAAGCGGGCGCGAAUCCGCAUGGCACUGCCCAUAUUUGGCACUGCAGGCCAUUCCUUCGCGGAGCUGUUUUGUUCGGCGCCUUUCCGCGCCAUCCUCUCGCGCACCCUCUCGCGCCACCCUCUUGCGCCACCCUCUCGCGCACCCUCUCGCGCCACCCUCUCGCGCUACCCUCUCCCGCCGGGCGGCUUCUGUUCGCCCCCGGUGUUCUUUGCAGCUGCUCCCUGCGCAGAGCGCCCACAGGCGCGGGAAGCGCGCAAGUGGUCCUGCGGGUUGGCGAGGCGCAAUAUGUUUCGUUGUGCAUAGGCCCGCGGGGUUGUGGUCCGAUCGGCAAACAGUCUUGCCCCGGCCCAACAGCCUUGCGCUCCGGCGGCAGCCGGAGCAUGGCUAGUUAUAUACUAGUGCGAUGCUUUUGCAUUUCAUAGGUUGUGCUACGACGCCAAAAUUGAUACCGAGCACGGGAGCAGGGACAACAGCUACUGCAACGACGCGGGAAACGCGUUCUGGGACCAGGUGUGGCUGUAUGUUGCCGGGUCGGCUCUGUGCGUGGCGUUGUUUGUGUUCUCGUGGACUUAUUUGCAGCAAAAAAUUCUCCGCAACUGGGGUCAACGGAAGUUGGUGGAAAAAAUCUCGGCCGAGAUUAUGGAGGAGCAACUCGACAUUGAUUCUGGGGAAGAUGAAACGAUAACUACGAACAACAAGAACACCUUUAUUUCUCGUCGGCAGACGGCGAGUACUAGAAAUAAAGCUUCUUCAUCUCCCAGCAACGUAACGGUGUUGAAACUUCAAAAGAACCUCACGGCAAUAUCCUGUGUAAAAACGUCCCCACCCCAUAGUCAAGAUGGGGAUCUCGCAACACAAAUCGAAAAGUUUUGGGAGUCAAGCAUGACAAGUUCGUCUCCGUAUCGUAGUGCAGUUUAGCAAGUACAGCCGCAACACAAAUACAUCUACUCAUCCUGUUUACAGUAUUACAAAGUCCAAAACGCCAUUGGAAAUGACUCUCAUGGAGAUACGCAUAUACAAAUCUUCCUGUAACUGCAAAUCUGCAUGACAAGUAUGGGGUGGGGACGUUUUUACUUGGGAUAGGCGAAAAAAAGUAGUAAAGAAAAUACGGUUAGCACACCAUUCCCAUUGCCGUCGCCGGGCCGAGCUAGUGCGGAGGGCGAGGCGGGUCCAUUUUUCGGAAUGGUGGAAAGUGGCUACGACCCACGAGAGUCGGAAAACAACGAGGUGGAAGAUGUGCAAGAGAUCAAUGAACAGCGAGCUGCAGGGGACGACCCCUCGGCCUCCAGUGCAGGUAGCAGGAUCAUAAGAGACAAGAAUGUCACUAAGCCUCACACUCGGCAUUCCUGGAUUCCAGAGUACUUGCUCGACGGCGAUGAAACAGAUGUUGAAGUGAUCGACGACAACGAUGAAGCGACCGAUUUUGAGAACAACAGCGACGGGGGGAGAAACGAAGAUUCGAAACAGACCAAUCGGAAAAUGAUAAACAGCAAGAAACGCCCGAUAAUCGGCACAGCAGAAGGAUCCUCAUCCUCUCCUUCACGGGUGGACCAAAGCGCUAGCAAUGCCAUCACUUCCACGCUUGCCAAGGUGAAAAACUUCACCCAUACCACCAUUUUUGCGGGACGAGGGCCCAACAAAAAUCUUCCGCACGGAAAGAGACAUCGCGCUACGCACAACGAUGUUGAGCGACACGUGUCCUACAACUACCUGAACGCCAAUCCGGGACACUGCUUGAAAGCCUGGUUUGGCUUGCUGGAGGAGGAAUUGCAAUUUUGCGACAACCGGAACACGGAGUUUUACAAGUCCCACAUUUCCUUCAAGCGCUACAGUGACGUUCCCUGUUACUUCCAGCGCGGCAAGGAGUACCUGUUUGACCAGUACCAUCAACGGGGGUACAUGCAGUCGCGCAAGUACCACAUCGGUCAGGAGCACGAGGAUUUCUGUCCGUGUUACCCCUGCAGGCGGAAGGAAGACAUGAUAACCACGGGGCGAGAGGCGGUGGCCAUCGGGGGGUAUUUCAACGAUCAGCGGGUGGUCGUGGGGAAUGUGGUCGAAGCCGGAGAAGACAACGAAAACGAUCUCGCGAGGAGAAACAACAUCGUCGAUAAUGCGGGAUUGCUGGGAGCGCAGACGUAUGACGAGGCAAUCGACGACUUGGAGCGAAUGAGUAUUUCCUCCGGAGGGGGCGAAAACAGUGACGCUAUGGAUUUGAAACUUGCCGAAUUGAACGAGAAGCGCACGACUUCGCGGUUGUCGUCUCUGGCGAAGGCUGGUGGAAGUGGUUCCCCGCCGAGCGGCGGGGCGCUUGUGGACUGGUUCACAAAGACCCUUGGAGCUGCCGGUUUAUCUUCUGCAAGCUCAAGUAGACCACCGCCCAAAGGGAGGCAGGGGAGAGGGACGCGACUAUUUGCGACGCGUGGAACUGAGGCGCCAGCCGCGCCAGCAGGUGGAGGUGCAACGACGGGAGGUAACACUGACAGGAGCAAUGACGAGGACCCGCCGAAUACUUCUUCUAGUAGUGCUGCUGCUAAAGCAAAAGCGAAAGCUCCCUCUCUUGCUGCCGGGAAGGAAAAAGUUCUUGACGGCGCUACUUCGGAUUCCGCAGCGAAGUUGUCUGCACAGGCCAGAGCAGCGGACUUUUAUCGAGCUGCUUCAUCUCAGCAACGGAAAGAAAAGGGAGGGGAAAUAAAGGUAAAGAAAACUUCAUCACCAGCAGCGGCAAACCAAAAAGAGAAACUUCUGACGAAGAAUAAAGUCGUGCCAGGUGUUGAAGCUGAUGCAGCGCUCGCAAGAGCCGACGAAGAGGAGCAAGAUCCUGACCAAGUAUCAAAUGUAAAAAUGUCUGGGUCUGGAAACUUGUGAUGCUGGGUGGCGUCUCAUGAUGAGGCGACAAAUGCUGGCUCAGCAUCACAAGUUUCUGCGCGUCCCGGUGUUGCCUAUUCUGCAUGACAAACUGCGUUUCUGCAUCACAGAAAAAUGGAGCUCUUGGGUAACGUGCAUGACAAAUUUAAGAGUCAUGCCAGACAAGCAUGACAAACAUGCAUUCUCCCAGACCCAGACAUUUUCACAUUUGAUACCAAGGCAGUAGCGGUGAUCGUCUGCACCAGACUCCGCAAGCGCAGGGCAAUGCUACAGGUGCGAAGAGCGAAAAGAACACUUCUAGCAGCAAAAACUCGACGUCCGGUAAAAAAAAUGAAAAUACUAGCAGCAGUUCCUACCUCUACUACCAGCGGACUGCGACAGUGUCCUCUGUCUCUGCGAUGACGACGCCACGACCACCUUUCUCAACCAGCACCACACCGCGACAGACUGCAGAUGGGGGCGUUCUUUCAACCAGCGAUACACCACGAACCAAGAACAUGAUGACUGCAGAGGAAACGAAUCAUGUUUCACCUGCACCAGAACAAGAGAUUCCGCACGAGCAGGAAGGUUCAUCUCUAGUACAAGCAUCCCCAAUUACAUCCGAGAGAAGUACUACAAAUAAACCGCGACAAGAUCACCGGCCCUUGCCUAUCGACCUGGUGAAUCACGGAGUUUUGAAGUCGGAAAAGAACAACGUCGGUAGGAAAAAUUUCCCCGGAGUGGAAGUGCCACUGCCACCAAAAGCAGCUCCAGGAGGUCGAGCUGCGCCGAACAGGAGCAAUGUGCAGCAGCAGCAACAGCAGCAGCAGCAAGGGACCACGACUCACCUUCACGAGGACCACCACGAGCAGCUUUUGCACUCGGAAUCUUCUGGAAACGAAGCCACGAGGGAGAAGAUUAUUCACCUGGACCAUCACCUGAAUAGCGACCCGGAAGAGCAGGAGGUCCAUCUGGACAGUCAUAUCGAUAGCGACGAGCAUGGUCACUUGCGCGUUCUUCGUCGUGCUGCAACGAACAAAAACCGCGAGGAUCACCCGGAAGUCGUGCACUUGGAUCAGCACAUCGACAGUGACGAACACCAGUAUCUCCGCGUUGGAGGCGGUGAUGUCGGUGUGAAGAAAAGUAACUCGAAGGGCGUGGCUUUGGCUAAGCCUAAGACUUCGCCUCCUUCGCCGUCAUCGAGUCGUCCCAACAACAAGGUUGGUGGUAACAAAGAACUGGCUGGCAGAUUGCAGGGGUUCGCGGCCGCAAGUAGUACAGCCGCAGGCAGUUCUGCUAAAAACAGGAACAGGAACGAGGCCGCAACUGCUGCGUCAGUAGGUGCACAAGGAGUUUUGACAGAACCCCCACUUCUAGGGGCUGGUGGCGGUGGCAACUACAGUAAGGCCAGCGCACCCGCUGCAGAACAGGGGCCAAGAAGCGCGGCGUUUGGCCAAGAAGGGUCGCAAGGCUCGAGCGUGGAAACGCUGGAAGAGUGAAAAUAGAGCUGCAAGAACUUUGUAGUUUCCAAGAACUGCUGGCAACACUCGUCUAUUGAACUUGUUUCAAAAUCAAACACACUAUGCUUGUGUUUCUUGUUUUUCCACUUGCUAUGGAACUGUAGGAUUGACAUCCAUUCUCAAGAACAACUCAACAAAAUGAAAGAUAAAGAUGACCGCUGCCGCGAACAGAUGUAGAAGUUGCGGGUACUGUAGAAUCGUUCUAGUACUCGUGUACGAGGACCACGGAGUAGCAUCGUCG
Amoebophrya sp. A120 is the source of this 13458-nucleotide messenger RNA. Lineage: Eukaryota; Dinophyceae; Syndiniales; Amoebophryaceae. The record is from the annotation of a GenBank genome assembly.